AUGGUCAGAACUUCAUUACAAAGCACAUCUGCACAAGCAAUGCCACUCAACACAUUAACACAAACUGGCACUUUAUCUUCACAACCAGGUAAUAAUGAUUUUGGGCAAAUUAUUUCAAUUCCUCGACAUGAUAUUUAUAUUUAUUAUUUACACUUGUAUGCUAACUUUGUUUAUUCUGCACUCAAAUAUAAACAAUACGAAGGUCAGAUAUUAACAAAUAAUUCUAUCAUCCAACAACAAUUAUUAAUGCAACAAUUUUCAUCCACUUCACAAACAGCUCUACAAUCCACAAGCACUAAUAUCAGACCAAUAACACCGAUAAUGCCAAUAACACCUGCAAUUACGACAAAUUUUUCACAAACAUUAACCUCAAUGCCAGGAAAAGAACAAAUUUUAUCAUCUAAUACAUAUUUAACUCCAAGUUUAACACCAGGUACUUCACAAUUACAAAUUACGGAUUCUGAUAAUAUUGAAAAACCAAUUGUUGCAAAACGUAAAAUCCAAGAAUUGGUCGAACAAAUCGAUCCUAGAGAAAGAUUAGAACCAGAAGUAGAAGAUUUGCUAUUGGAUAUAGCUGAUGAAUUCAUAACAUCAGUAACUUCCUUUGCUUGUCGACUAGCUAAACACAGAAAGUCAGAUACAUUGGAAGUAAAAGAUCUUCAAUUGCAUCUAGAACGAAAUUGGAACAUACGUAUUCCGGGUUUUGCUUCUGAUGAAAUUAGAUCAGUAAGAAAACCAGUGAUAGCUGCUGCACAUCAACAAAAACUUGCCGCUGUAAAUGGUGCACGAGCUCAAAGUACAUCAUCUCAUUAA
Molecule: messenger RNA, 813 nt
Organism: Entrophospora candida
Lineage: Eukaryota; Fungi; Glomeromycota; Glomeromycetes; Entrophosporales; Entrophosporaceae
Source: the annotation of a GenBank genome assembly